AUGGCAGCAGCAACAGCGUUGCAAUCUACUCAGACAUCCGAGAAAGAAGGGGCGAGUGGAACCCACCACCAGGAGAACACGGAUGGGAUCAGGGUAGAGGUUCUCCAGGGAUCGAUGGCCUUGGACUUGGCUAGACGAACCCAUCCCCCAAAUCCAUGGAGUUCACAGAUGCGAAAAUUAUACGCGUUCCUGACUGUGGCAUAUCUAUGCUCAGCCUUAAACGGAUUCGAUGGCUCGCUCAUGGGUUCUCUACUUCCUAUCCCCCAGUUUCGCGAAACGUUCGGGGCCGGCUUGGUCGGUUCUCAAGCGUCCCUCAUCCAAGGGAUGUACACAAUUGGAGGUGUCAGCGCGCUCUUUUUCGUUGGCUUCCUGCUCGAUAACUUCGGUCGACGGUUCGGAAUGUUUGUUGGAUCCAUCUCGGUCAUCCUAGGCACUAUUCUGGGAGGUACCGCCAAUCACAUAGAUCAGCUACUCGCCAGCCGAUUUUUCCUUGGCUUUGGAUACUCUAUCGCCGCGUCCGCCGCGCCCGCCUAUGUGGUCGAGAUGAGCCACCCCGCCUACCGUGACAUCCUGACUGGUCUUUACAAUUGCCAAUACUUCGUUGGUGCCAUUGCCGCUGCUGGUGCUUGCCGAGGAUGUCUGGUCUAUCCAGACUCCCGCGCAUGGCGCAUUCCUAUUUGGUGUCAGCUUAUUUCAUCCUGCUUUGUUGUGGCUUUUGUUUGGCUUAUACCUGAAUCACCUCGAUGGCUUUACAGUCAUGGUCACAGUGAGAAGGCAUGGGACGUUAUCACCAAAUAUCACGGCGAGGGUAACCGUGAAAAUGCCUUUGUCACUCUCCAAAUCCGCGAAUAUGAGGAGGCAAUCAAUCUCGAAGGCUCAGAUAAGAGGAUCUGGGACUUCCGAGAGCUCGUCAACACUAAGGCCGCGAGAUGGCGUCUUGUGUGUGUUGGUAUCGCAGCUUUCCUGAGCCAGUGGUCGCAGGGAGGUAUAACGACUUACUAUAUGGGUGGACUUUUGGAAAGCGCUGGGGUUACUGAUACGAGUCGGAUCCUUGACGUCAAUCUUGGUUACACCGUUCUCUCUGCUGGAGGAGCCUACAUGGGUGGCUUUUUUGCACCAACCCUGCGACGACGACCUAUGCUAAUUGGCGCGUCUAUAGCUUGUUCCCUCUGCUUUGCUGGGUUAUCAGCCGCCACGGGUGUGUACUCAGAGUCGCAGCAAACAUCGGCCGCCACGGCCUCAAUUGUGAUCAUCUUCCUCAUAGGCUUUUCCUUCAGCUUUGGCUGGACACCAUUGCAAGCCAUGUAUCCUGUCGAGUGCCUGGCGUACGAGACGCGCGCUAAAGGGAUGGCUAUAUACUCCGUCUUCACUAACAUCGCUUUGCUCGUAAACCAAUUCGGAAUCGGGAAUGCCAUGGACGUCAUCAAAUGGCAUACUUAUAUCAUCUUGACGGGCUGGAAUCUUGUACAGGCCGUUUUCAUCUACUUUUUUGCUGUCGAAACAUGCAAGCGUACUCUUGAGGAGCUCACGGAUAUCUUCGAUGCUCCUAACCCCAGAAAGAAGAGCACCCAGCCACACCGGGUCUUGGUCUCUGCGGAAACAGAUGAGGUGCUGCAGGCCAAGGAUGCUUGA
Messenger RNA from Penicillium canescens, 1632 nucleotides. RefSeq lists its product as uncharacterized. Lineage: Eukaryota; Fungi; Ascomycota; Eurotiomycetes; Eurotiales; Aspergillaceae. Gene Ontology annotation, cellular component: membrane. The coding region runs from base 1 to 1632 and encodes 543 amino acids. Gene Ontology annotation, biological process: transmembrane transport; carbohydrate transport. Gene Ontology annotation, molecular function: carbohydrate:proton symporter activity. The record is from RefSeq and is a predicted model, not a curated record. The transcript has 4 exons.